Molecule: messenger RNA, 534 nt
Organism: Neospora caninum
Lineage: Eukaryota; Apicomplexa; Conoidasida; Eucoccidiorida; Sarcocystidae
Product: putative 60S ribosomal protein L7a
Exons: 1
Coding region: 1-534 (177 amino acids)
Biological process (GO): snRNA pseudouridine synthesis; rRNA pseudouridine synthesis
Cellular component (GO): box H/ACA snoRNP complex
Molecular function (GO): box H/ACA snoRNA binding
Source: RefSeq, a predicted model, not a curated record
AUGGCGUCCGAAGAAGGGGAGACUGCGGCCUCGCAGAAGAUGAGUUACCUCUCGCCCAUUGCGUCUCCGUUGCUGGACGGGAAGUCCCUGCGAAGGAGUUUGAAGCUUAUUCAACUCGCCGCCGACCGAGAGCGAGCUGCGCGCGGCGGAAAGCAGAGCAAGGAGGCAGAAGGCGGAAAGAAGCCGCAAGGAGGGAAGAAGGGAGUUAAGCUCUUGCGCCGCGGAGUUCACGAAGUCACAAAAUGCCUGCGGAAGGGCGUAAAGGGCAUCGUUUUCUUCGCCUCUGACGUGUUCCCCAUCGAAAUCAUCGCGCACUUACCCAUUCUCUGUGAAGAGAAAGAUGUGGUGUACGCAUACCUGUGCAGCAAGAAGACACUCGGCCACGCUUUCCGGUCCAAGCGCCCCGCGAGUGUCAUCAUGAUCACCCCCGGAGAGGAACAGCCGGAGGCCGACGGAGAAGACAGUGAAGAAAAGUUCGAAGAAGUCUACAAGAAAGUCGCGAAACUCGUCAGAAAGAGCAAUCCUUACUUCUAA